This is a messenger RNA of Ixodes scapularis (black-legged tick), 501 nucleotides long. RefSeq lists its product as uncharacterized. The transcript is spliced from 4 exons. The coding region runs from base 70 to 501 and encodes 143 amino acids. The record is from RefSeq and is a predicted model, not a curated record. NCBI's taxonomy places the organism in Eukaryota, Metazoa, Arthropoda, Arachnida, Ixodida, Ixodidae.
UCUCGUGGUCUCUGCUACGGGGCUACGGUGGGCUACGGUCUCUGUCUGCUUGCGAAACAGUCGUUUCCAAUGGCUGCGAACGCCGACCGUCCAAUCGUCGCCGAGAAACUGCCCAAAGAAGAGCAAGACUUAGCCGAUCAGACCACGUUUGAGGAACAAACGUCGUUUCCAAUGGCUGCGAGCGCCGACGCUCCGGUUGUCACUGAGCAAAUGCUCAAAGAAGAGCAAGACUUAGCCGAGCAGGCCAUGUCCGAGGAACAAACGCGGGUCCUGAGCAAGCGGGAGCAAGAGCAGCUGGACCGGGACGCCUGCCUGGAGCGGCUGAAGAAUCUCCUGCAGGCCAGCAGCAUCUACUCGCAGUUCCUAAUCCAGCGUAUUCAGCAGCAGAACCAGGACACCAAGGCACGCUACCAGCAGAGGAAGCGCCCCAAGUUCAAAGAGAUACAGGUCCACCGUCAGGUCAGUCCACCAUUCAAUCUCAAUUCGUUUUAUUAUCAGUAA